UUCAAUAGUGCAUAGAAACCAAGGAUUGGAUGUGUAUAAAAAAAUCACCAGUCUAGACUGACGCAAAUGUAGAGAAGUUGUACCUAUGAUUAAAUUAGUUUAUUUGAUACUUGUGAAUUUGAAUCAUGACGGAUUUUUAAAAAGUUAUUAAAAUAAGUUAUUCAAGUGUAGUGUAUAAAACUACGCACUGCAGCUUAUACCGCUGACCGACAUUAUUGCGCAAGACAGCAUGAGGGUUUCCGCAUCGUGUGUUGAUCAAUCAAUAACACGGUAAACAUGUUGGCAAUAUAACUGGUAAAAACCGGAAUCCAGGAAACUGAACUGUAACACAAUGACUGUUAUUUAUAAAUAUCAUGUGACUAUUUUAAAGAGGAUUUGUCAUUCGUAUAUGAGGAAAGAGGGAACUUUGUUACAUAGAUAAAUAGUGCAUCUUACAGACGACAGACACUUUACUGAAGAUAAAUAAAGAUAAAAAAUGUUUGCUACACGCCGCUGGAAGUUUAUCUCAAUACUGUUAGUCAAAUUUGAUAAAAUAAUGGUGAUACAAAAACGUUAUCUUGUGUCCCACAAAUUAUUAUCAGACGUCAGUAAAAUUCUAAAACGUCUGCUGUUUGUGAAACCUAGAAGUGUGAAAACAACACUAAUGGAAGCGGAUUCUAUUUCCAUAGAAACACAGAGACUCGGCUUUAAUAUGUGCCGAGAUUCGAUCGGUGGUGUGUGGUCUGAAAUUAGCGAAGAUGAGUUCCAGAUCAGCAAGUUAAGUGGUGGUCUAACAAACUAUCUGUACAUUUGUUCACUUCCGUCCAAUGUUCGGGUACCAGACAACCAACCUCAAAGUGUACUGCUGCGCGUGUAUGGUGACAUCGCAACGUCCAGCAAUUUUGUCGUGCAGAACUCCGUGGUAUUUGCACUCAUGUCAGAAAAGAAACUUGGACCAAAACUGCACGGAAUGAAUCCCAAGGCGCGGAUUGAAGAACUUGUUCCGGCGAGUAGUUUAUCAACAACAGAUUUGCACAAUCCGACCUUGUCCCGGAUGAUCGCCGAGAAACUGGCAUUAUUUCAUAAUUUAGACAUGCCACUAUGUAAGGAGCCACGCUUCCUAAAUGACACAAUGGAUAAGUGGUUGAUAGAAGUUAAAGAAAUAUUAAGCAGGACUCAUUCUGACCAGGACGAACAUUACAUGCGUGUGUUUAGGGACUACAGUUUAGAAGAGGAACUGCAAACUUUAAAAGAAAUCCUGUCAAGAGUGGAAUCUCCUAUAGUAUUCUCACAUAAUGAUCUCCAGGAAGGAAACAUUCUUUACAAUGAAAAGUGUCCGGACUUAAGAAAACGUAUGACUGUGAUAGACUGGGAAUAUUGUAGUUAUAAUUACAGAGGUUAUGACUUCGGGAAUCACUUUAUGGAAUGGUGCUAUAAUUACAACGUACCAGAAUAUCCUUACUACAGAUACACCGCACAAUAUUAUCCCACAAGGGACCAACAGUAUGAGUUUUUCAAAGCCUACUUACAAGCAUCACACUGUGAUAUCGACGACAGUAUACUAGAGAAAAUGUACAUAGAAGCUAACACAUAUGCGCUGGCAUCCCAUUUUCUGUGGGGCCUGUGGUCAAUCCUACAGAAUGAAAUGUCAAAUAUACAGUUUGGAUUCUUGGAAUACGCUGAGAGUAGAUUGAGCGGGUAUUUUGAAAUGAAAAGAAAGUUGCCAUACUUGACAUAAAAUGACUUGGAUCUGUUACUGUGAUAUGAAUAUCAACUGUUGAUAACAACAGAAUGUUUAUAUAUCUGUACUUUACACUGCCAAAUUGAUGUUUAUUUUUGUAAAUACAUGUACUUUGCGAUCUCCCCAUAUUAGUUUCCGCUAGCAUAUGACAAGUACUUCCGAUGUUCAAUACAGUCAUCAUGUAUGUACAGUAUUUAUAGGUUAUUAGCUUUAUAUCGGGAAAUAUGCACGAGUUCUUCAGCAGAAAUAUUGCGCGACUUUAGGAAAUAUUCUUCCGCUGAAGAACGAGUGCAUAUUUCCCGAUGCAAAAAUAAUAACCUUUUUAUUACAUACGCAUCUACACUUAUAAAUAUGAUGUAAAUAUCAUAAACAUGUUCAAUAGUCUGAAUAGGAUUGACAAUACUGAACUAAAUAGAAAAAAAUAGUGCAACAACACACACUGAAUUACGUCACGCACCCGAUAUGAAAUUCAGGCGUCAGUGUAUGGGAAAAUAUUGACGUUUCCGGUACCAGUGUAACUUAACGGGGAAUAGAAACGAGUAUGUAAUAAGUAUGUAUACAUGGCGUAAUAAAUAAUGGGAUUGGGUCCUUGUUGUGUUCAUUUGUUAUGCUUUUGUUGGUUUUAUAGUGUAUAUGUAUAUAUAGCCAGAUGAUUUGUUUGAGGAAUAAAUGACAUAUCUCUUAUGGGUGCAAAUGAGAUUUUGGAUAUAUAUUUCUACAUGAUGUAAUACGUUGGUUAUUUGAUGUUUUUUCUGCUGUUGUUUUAUUGUUAUUGUAUAAACGUUUAUCCAGGUGAAUUGAUAUUUUGACAGUGUAUUUUAAUUAGAAUCAAAAUGGGAGCGGAUUUUUAAAUAUAUAUAUUCAGAUUUUACGAAUACAAUGUAAUUGUAUAAAUAGAAGUCUGUUUUGCUGGCUUUUCAUACUGUAUUGACUGAACGUACCAUGGUUUUUCAAAUUUUGCCAUUUAUUGACAUAUUCAGAUAUCUUGCAAAUGCAAAUGUAAAACUAGAAGUUAUACGAAAUCAGAAGAAAUAGUCCGUUUUAUAGCUCACCUGUCACAAAGUGACAAGGUGAGCUUUUGUGAUCGCGCAGCGUCCGUCGUCUGUCCGUCCGCCCGUGCGUGCGUAAACUUUUGCUUGUGACCACUCUAGAGGUCACAUUUUUCAUGGGGUCUUUAUGAAAAUUGGUCAGAAUGUUCAUCUUGAUGAUAUAUAGGUCAAGUUCGAAACUGGGUCACGUGCGGUCAAAAACUAGGUCAGUAGGUCUAAAAAUAGAAAAAAACUGUGACCUCUCUAGAGGCCAUAUAUUUCAAAGAUCUUCAUGAAAAUUGGUCAGAAUAUUCACCUUGAUGAUAUCUAGGUCAAGUUCGAAAGUGGGUCACGUGCCUUCAAAAACUAGGUCAGUAGGUCAGAUAAUAGAAAAACCUUGUGACCUCUCGAAAGGCCAUAUUUUUCAUGGGAUCUGUAUGAAAGUUGGUCUGAAUGUUCAUCUUGAUGAUAUCUAGGUCAAGUUUGAAACUGGGUCAUGUGCGGUCAAAAACUAGGUCAGUAGGUCUAAAAAUAGAAAAACCUUGUGACCUCUCUAGAGGCCUUACUUGUGAAUGAAUCUUCAUAAAAAUUGGUCAGAAUGUUCAUCUUGAUGAUAUCUAGAUCAGGUUUGAAAAUGGGUCACGUGCCGUCAAAAAGUAGGUCAGUAGGUCAAAUAAUGAAAAAACGUUUUGACCUCUCUAGAGGCCAUAUUUUUCAUGGGAACUGUAUGAAAGUUGGUUUGAAAGUUUAUCUUGAUGAUAUAUAGGUCAAGUUCAAAACUGGGUCAACUGCGAUCAAAAACUAGGUCAGUAGGUCUUAAAAUAGGAAAACCUUGUGACCUCUCUAGAGGCCAUACCCUUGAAUGGAUCUUCAUGAAAAUUGGUCAGAAUGUUCAUCUUGAUGAUAUCUAGGUCAAAUUUGAAACUGGGUCACGUGCCAUCAAAAACUAGGUCAGUAGGUCAAAUAAUAAAAAAACAUUGUGACCUCUCUAGAGGCCAUACUUUUCAUGGGAUCUGUAUGAAAGUUGGUCUGAAUGUUCAUCUUGAUGAUAUCUAGGUCUAAAAUUAGAAAAAUCUUUUGACCUCUCUAGAGGCCAUAUUUUUCAAUGGAUCUUCAUGAAAAUUGGUCUGAAUGUUCACCUUGAUGAUAUCUAGGUCAGUUUCGAAACUGGGUCACGUGCUUCAAAACCUAGGCCAGUAGGUAUAAAAAUAGAAAAACCUUGUGACCUCUCUAGGGGCCAUAAUUUUCAUGAGAUCUUCAUGAAAAUUAGUGAGAAUGUUCACCUUGAUGAUAUCUAGGUCAAGUUCAAAACAGGGUCACGUACCAUCGAAAACUAGGUCAAAUAAUAGAAAAACCUUGUGACCUCUCUAGAGGCCAUAUUUUUCAAUGGAUCUUCAUGAAAAUUGGUCAGAAUUUUUAUCUUAAUGAUAUCUAGGUCAAGUGCAAAACUGGGUCACAUGAACUCUAAAACUUGGUCACUAUGUCAAAUAAUAGAAAAAACGACGUCAUACUCAAAACUUGGUCAUGUGGGAACAGGUGAGCGAUUCAGGACCAUCAUGGUCCUCUUGUUUUAAUACUGUCACAUUAAAAGUUGGGUGGGGGCGGGGCGGUAUUUACAAAAUUUUAUAAGAAGUGAUAACACAUACACAUGUAUUUAACUAUAUGAUGGGUCUUUUUGAUGCUUUAAUAAAUCGCUAAGAAAAUGUACGAAAACUGUAAAAUGCCAUAAAAUGUCGCUUAAUGUGACGGACCACUUUUAAAGAUUUUUUUGUGCAAAAGGCGUUCUAUCGCAUUCCAAUAUUUGCCUUGUUUUUCUGUGUGUGAUUAUUUCAGUGAUUUCCAGUUGUGUUGUAUUCUAUAUUGUAUAUAGUAAUAAGAUGAUAAGUUUAUGGUGUUCAUUUUAUGUACUGAAUUUAUUACUUUUAUUUUUAAUGAUAAAAAUGUUCAACUGAAUAAAGCUGUGAUUUAAAUAAGAA
This is a messenger RNA of Mercenaria mercenaria, 4724 nucleotides long. RefSeq names its product choline/ethanolamine kinase-like. The record is from RefSeq and is a predicted model, not a curated record. Gene Ontology annotation, molecular function: choline kinase activity; ethanolamine kinase activity. NCBI's taxonomy places the organism in Eukaryota, Metazoa, Mollusca, Bivalvia, Venerida, Veneridae. The transcript has 10 exons. Gene Ontology annotation, cellular component: cytoplasm. Gene Ontology annotation, biological process: phosphatidylethanolamine biosynthetic process; CDP-choline pathway. The coding region runs from base 476 to 1717 and encodes 413 amino acids.